AUGCCUCAAGUUCUACCUGGUAAUGUUACUGGCUUGUACUAUAUUCUGGUUAGUAACCUCCCAUGGUCAUGUACAUGGCAAAGAUUAAAGGACUUCGCACGUAACCAAGAUUGUACGGGACAUUGCCUUGCAGUUGAACAUGCACAAGUAUAUCCUGAAUCUACCUGUGGUUGGGUGACGGUCCGUGGAAGGGAAGACUUCCUCAAGGCGCUCCAGUAUCUGCAAGGUGGAAUGAUGGAUAAUCGUGCUUUGUGCGCAGAUGGCCGCAAUGAAACGGAAUCUAUCCAAGUGCGAGAUCUUGCAAUGCCAUGGACAGCGCAAUAUUCCUGCGAAAGCACCACAAGCGAUCCUACACCUCCAGCACCAAUACCUUCAGUGUCAUCAGCACGCUCAGGGCCCAUUCAACAGAUGUCUUUUUACCAAAUGACACCUGCAGCAAAUGGCACCUCAACCACCACUUCGAUAUCGACUACUUUUAAUGAUCGAGGUAUAACUCAGAUUCGAAGUGUUGGGAUCUAUCCAAAUGCACCAUUACCACCAACCUUUGAUCCCAUAUUAUAUGCUGGCGAUGUGGUGCCAAGCACGCCCAUGUUUACAUCACCUCUCCAAACCUUUACAUCUUCACCCCCUUUUCUGCCGAUUGCCGAACAAUACGACACCAUGUCCAUUGUUAAAAGCAAAGUCAUUGUCACCCAAAUCCCUCACCAUGCGUCUACCACUGAUUUGAGAAAUCUCAUACACGCAGGAAUCAAAGCCAAAUUUCUGGAUACUUCAUCGGCUGAAAACCCUCUUGCUGCUUUGUGCAGUAUGAAAAUCGAGAAACAUCCAGAUGGCAGGCAAAAAUCCCAUGCAUUUCUCAGCUUCGAGACAUGUAGUAUGGCUCGAGCGAUAGUAGAUAUGCUUGACGGGGUAGACUUCAAGGGAAGAAAUCUACGGGUAAAGCUUGCAAAAGAAGGGGCAGAGCCCAGACAAAGCCCCAUGAGACCCACCGGCAGUGCUUCUGCUUCCAUCCUACAAUUGAGGGACAGAGGGCAACCGAAAUCACAGGUAUCUUCACAGGACACCAAACAUUCGAAAUCAAACAUUGUGGCACCUGGCCAUGGGGGAAAGAGUCUGCAGAGGUCAAAGGAAGGGAAGAGUGCUGAGGAUGGAACGAUGGAAGAGAGGAAGAGGGCAACUGUCAGGGAAAGCGUGGUAGCUGCAGUGGCCAUGGUAGCGGCGGAUGCCAAGAGAAAGGCAACUCCGAAGUCACCGUUGGUGGUUAAUGGGUCAGGAAAAAGCGCUUAG
Sclerotinia sclerotiorum 1980 UF-70 is the source of this 1287-nucleotide messenger RNA. RefSeq lists its product with no specific name. Bases 1 to 1287 code for a protein of 428 amino acids. Lineage: Eukaryota; Fungi; Ascomycota; Leotiomycetes; Helotiales; Sclerotiniaceae. Gene Ontology annotation, molecular function: mRNA binding. Gene Ontology annotation, cellular component: cytoplasm; nucleus; ribonucleoprotein complex. The record is from RefSeq and is a predicted model, not a curated record. The transcript is spliced from 3 exons.